AUUAGAGCUCUUAAACAUUUUUGAAUAGAAAAUGCUGCUGCCAGAGCCAAGUUGGUACUCCUUGGGGAAGUUGUACAUUAUUCUGAAAAUAGCAACAACAAAACCCUCGUCUAUAUAUUUUUUCAAUGCAAGUUGCAACUCAACAGUUACGUGGCAAGCAUAGACAAAAAAGUACAUAUAUACACACACUCACAAACUGAGGGAAGAAUAAGCAAAGAAAGCUUUUGGGAAAAAGUGUGUGUGUGUGUGAGAGAGAGAGAGGGAGAGAGAGUGUUAAUGAUGGCUAGCAAGUUUUUGUCAUUGGGAUGUAUGAGAAAUAUGGCAUGGCCAAGAUCACACUACCCUUGGAUGCCCAAGUACCCAAAGCGAAAGGCGUGUUGGUGUCGAAAGAUGACCAUGAUGAUGAGGAGGAGAAGAAGAAAAACAGCGAAGCAUCGGAGGAGGUGGAGGUGAUGAUGGCUUUGUAUUCGGUGAUAGGAAUGAAUUGCUCAGCGUGUUCUGCGUCGGUGCAGAAGGCAAUUAAGAGGCUUCCCGGAAUCAAAGACGCCGUGGUUGAUGUCUUCAACAACAGUGCCCGAGUCUUCUUUUAUCCUCCCUUUGUUGACGAGGAAACAAUUCGAGAGACCAUUGAAGAUGUUGGAUUUCAGGCCACAUUGGUAGAAAAUGAGAUGAAUGAGAAAACCAUUCAUGUUUGUCGAAUACAAAUAAAGGGCAUGACUUGCAUUUCAUGUUCUACAGUUGUUGAAUCUGCCUUGCAAGUAGUGCCCGGUGUUCAAAAAGCCCAAGUUGCAUUGGCAACAGAAAAAGCACAAGUUCAUUAUGAUCCAAAGAUUGUCAGCUACAAUCAACUAAUAGAAGCCAUAGAAGACACCGGAUUUGAAGCCAUAUUGAUUAGUACAGGGGAAGAUAAAAGCAAAAUAAUGUUAAAAAUUGAGGGAGUACAAACUGAUAAUUCGAUGAGAAUGAUUGAAAAUUCUCUUCAAGCACUUCCAGGCAUUGAGGAUAUAGACAUCGACUUUGAGCUCAAAAAAAUUUCCAUUUAUUACGAAUCAGAUUUGACAGGACCUAGAAAUUUUAUCCAAGUUAUUGAGUCUACUGGGUCAGGGAGUUUCAAAGCAAUGAUAUUCCCCGAAGAAGGAGGAAGAGAAGCUCAUAGACAAGAGAAAAUUAAGCAAUGCUACACAUCAUUUCUGUGGAGCUUGGUGUUUACAAUUCCUAUUUUCUUAACUUCAAUGGUCUUUAUGUAUAUCCCUGGACUCAAUCAUGUAUUUGAUACUGAAGUUGUGAAUAUGCUUACUGUGGGAGAGAUUUUAAAGUGGGUGUUAUCUAGCCCCGUUCAGUUCAUUAUUGGUCAACGAUUCUACGUUGGUUCUUACAAAGCAAUUUGUCGUGGUUCUGCCAACAUGGAUGUUUUGAUUGCCUUGGGAACAAAUGCAGCUUACUUCUAUUCAGUAGGUUCAGUGUUGAGAGCUGCAACUUCUCCAAAUUUUAAAUCCACAGAUUUCUUUGAGACUAGUGCAAUGCUCAUUUCAUUUAUUCUACUUGGGAAGUAUCUGGAGGUUUUGGCAAAAGGAAAGACAUCUGAGGCCAUUGCAAAGCUUAUAGACUUGACUCCUAACACAACAAUACUGUUGACCCUUGACAACGGAGGAAAUGUGGUAUGUGAAGAAGAAAUUGAUAGUCGUUUGAUACAAAAGAAUGAUGUGAUUAAAGUUAUUCCGGGUGCAAAAGUAGCUUCGGAUGGUUUUGUCAUUUGGGGACAAAGCCAUGUAAAUGAGAGCAUGAUUACAGGAGAAUCUCGGCCAGUGGCAAAGAGAAAGGGCGACACAGUGAUUGGAGGCACGGUGAAUGAGAAUGGUGUUUUACAUAUUAAGGCAACACGGGUUGGAUCAGAGAGUGCUCUUUCCCAAAUUGUUCGACUUGUUGAAUCAGCACAGAUGGCUAAAGCUCCAGUGCAGAAAUUUGCUGAUCGCAUUUCCAAAUUCUUUGUGCCUCUUGUUAUAAUUCUAUCCUUUUUCACUUUGUUUGUGUGGUUUUUAGCUGGAGAGUGCAAUGGCUAUCCGAAAUCUUGGAUACCUUCUACCAUGGAUAGCUUUCAGCUUGCAUUGCAGUUUGGCAUAUCGGUCAUGGUCAUUGCUUGCCCAUGUGCUCUAGGCUUGGCCACACCCACUGCUGUUAUGGUCGGUACUGGAGUCGGUGCUUCCCAAGGUGUCCUAAUUAAAGGCGGCCAAGCACUCGAAAGUGCACACAAGGUAAACUGCAUUGUUUUUGACAAGACUGGAACUCUUACCAUUGGCAAGCCAGUGGUUGUUAACACAUUGCUUUUGAAAAAUAUGGUACUUCGAGAAUUCUAUGAUCUGGUUGCUGCAACUGAGAAAAAUAGUGAGCAUCCUUUGGCCAAGGCCAUUGUUGAGUAUGCCAAGAAAUUCCGAGAAGAUGAAGAGAAUCAUGUUUGGGUAGAAGCCCAAGACUUCGAAUCCAUCACCGGCCAUGGAGUGAAGGCCAUUGUUCAGAACAAGAAAAUAGUUUUGGGAAACAAGAGCUUGAUGUUAGACGAAAACAUUGUCAUUCCUGUCAAUGGUAAAGAAAUGCUAGCAGAAAUUGAAGGUUUGGCUCAAACUGGGAUUCUUGUAGCUAUAGACAGGGAAGUGGUUGGAGUGAUUGCCAUUUCCGAUCCAUUAAAGCCCGGUGCCAGUGAAGUCAUUUCCAUUCUCAAGUCCAUGAAAAUCAAAAGUAUAAUGGUGACCGGUGACAAUUGGGGAACAGCCAAUUCAAUUGCUAAGGAAGUUGGAAUCGACACUGUAAUUGCAGAAGCCAAGCCUGAGCAUAAAGCGGAGCAAGUGAAAGAAUUACAGGCUUCAGGUUACAUCGUGGCAAUGGUAGGAGAUGGAAUCAAUGACUCGCCAGCGCUCGUAGCUGCAAAUGUUGGAAUGGCAAUUGGAGCUGGAACAGACAUUGCUAUUGAAGCAGCUGACAUUGUCCUAAUGAAGAGCAACUUGGAGGAUGUGAUAAUUGCCAUUGACCUUUCCAGGAAAACGUUUUCCCGUAUACGUCUCAACUACAUUUGGGCUCUGGGUUACAAUCUCCUUAGCAUCCCAAUUGCUGCUGGAGUCCUUUACCCGUCAACUAGAUUUCAAUUACCACCAUGGAUUGCUGGAGGUGCAAUGGCUGCCUCUUCGGUUAGUGUUGUUUGUUGCUCUCUCUUGCUGAAGUAUUACAAAAGACCCAAAAGUCUCAACAACCUUGAGAUAACAGAAAUAACAGUCGAGUGAAAGAAUUAUGAUGGUGUUAAAUUCAGCAGUGUGUAUAAUCUAUGUCAUGCUAAAGUUUGCUUGGAAUAAAUUUUGAACAAUGUCAUUUUUAUCCUACACUACUCCA
This is a messenger RNA of Camellia sinensis, 3378 nucleotides long. RefSeq names its product putative copper-transporting ATPase HMA5. Gene Ontology annotation, cellular component: membrane. Gene Ontology annotation, molecular function: ATP hydrolysis activity; ATPase-coupled monoatomic cation transmembrane transporter activity; ATP binding. The record is from RefSeq and is a predicted model, not a curated record. Gene Ontology annotation, biological process: monoatomic cation transport. NCBI's taxonomy places the organism in Eukaryota, Viridiplantae, Streptophyta, Magnoliopsida, Ericales, Theaceae.